Messenger RNA from Pyrenophora tritici-repentis Pt-1C-BFP, 973 nucleotides. The record is from RefSeq and is a predicted model, not a curated record. NCBI's taxonomy places the organism in Eukaryota, Fungi, Ascomycota, Dothideomycetes, Pleosporales, Pleosporaceae.
AUGGAGACCCUAACAAACACGCUCCAACCGCUCCUCCAACCCAUAACCCGAGCCCUCCCCUCCCCUAUCGCAGACAUCGGCAUCUCCCUCCUCGGCGCACCCUGCUACCAAACCCUCAUCUACAACGUCGACCUCACGGCCACGGAAUGUGUCAAACUAGGCAUCUCCAAGGGCCUGGGCAUCGGCAUCAUCGGCGCCUCCUCAAUCGUCAAAAUCCCGCAACUACUCAAGCUGCUGAACUCGCAGUCAGCCGAUGGACUAUCCUUUCUGUCGUACCUGCUCGAGUCGAGCUCGUAUCUCAUUUCGCUGGCGUACAAUGUGCGCCACGGGUUCCCGUUUAGCACGUAUGGCGAGACGGGACUUAUUCUAGUUCAGAAUAUUGCGAUUGCCAGUUUGGUGUUGAAAUACGGCGGACACGGGGUUGGCGGCGUGGCGGCGUGGAUUGGGGGGUUGGCGGUUGCGGGUGCGGCGUUGUUUGGUGAGGAGUGGGUGGACAUGGAAAAGUUGGGCUUGUUGCAGGCGGCGGCUGGUGUGCUGGGUGUUGCGAGUAAGGUGCCGCAGAUUUUGACGGUGUGGAGUGAGGGCGGGACGGGCCAGUUGAGCGCCUUUGCUGUCAUCAACUACCUCCUUGGUUCGCUGUCGCGCAUCUUUACCACAAUCCAGGAAGUCGACGAUCCGCUGAUUUUGUACGGCUUCUGCGCUGGUUUUGCUCUCAACGUCAUCCUGUUCCUGCAAGUCGUAUACUACUGGAACGCACCGGCGUCCAAGAAGACCGAAUCGAAGAAGCUGGAGAAGCCGAUUGCGGCGGACAAAAAGGACAUGGCGCGUGCUGUUUCGAGCGGAGCUACGCCUUCGUAUGCGAAUGCGGCUGGCAAGAGUCCCAGCACUAGACGCAGGGGAUAAUUUUGUCCUCUUAGGCAUCAUUUCGUGGCCGAUUUAGGUCAAUUCGAUUUAAUUGCACUGUUUUUCUCCA